CCCGAAGGUUGACCUGUCUGAAAUAUUUACUCCGACUGAGACGCUCCGAUCUACUAUUCACCCCCCCUCCCCCUCAAAUCCACUCGCUGGGCGCAGUCUCCCCCAACCCUCAUCUCCACUAUAGAAAAGAUGGGGACUUACACAUUUCGAUGGCCGUAUAAUGCGAAUGAAGUCUAUGUGACGGGGACGUUUGAUGACUGGGGCAAAACCGUCCGACUGGACCGCAAUGGGGAUGUGUUUGAGAAGGAGGUUGAGCUGCCGGCCUCAGAGGAGAAGAUUCAGUAUAAGUUCGUUGUCGACGGCGUUUGGACCACUGAUAAUCGAGUCCCCGAAGAAGACGACGGCGAUAAUAACAUCAACAACGUGCUCUAUCCCGAUCAAAUCCAUCCAACAACACUACAGAACGGCAUGGCCGGUGUGACCCCCGACUCAACCACCGCUGCUCUGGCAGCUGGGGUGCCCAAGGAGUCUAGCAGUAAGACAAAUGGCUACCACUCCACCAUCUCAUCUGCAGCACCAGGUUCGACCACUGCCAAACUCGGAGAGGAAGUCCCAUUAGAACAACGAGCUACUGUGCCAGGGUCUUUUCCAAUCACACCAGCAGGCGAGACUGAACCCUUCUCUGUGAACCCCAUUCCUGCAUCAAGUGGGAUUGGCAACCCGAUCAAGCUGGCUCCUGGUGAAAAGGUGCCCGACCCGAGCACUUUCAAUCCCAACACCAUUCAUUCCACCGCACGUUACGAUAAAGGUGCAUAUGAGCAAGGCGCUAGUCUGUCCCGGACCCAAGACUCGUUGCAGGACGGUAGCGCUUUCUCCCUUCCACCAGUAACGAAGCACACAAUCCCCGAGUCAAGUUUGCCCAUGGGCAGCGAUGGCGCACAGGAGUUCAGAGACCCCGGAUAUACGAUUCAGUCUGCGGCACCGACCUCGACAACGGCGGCACUUGCUGCUGCUGUGCCACUGGAGUCGCAGAAGCAGAAACACGCGGCCAGUGGUGCUCCCUCGGAGGAGCUCCCUGAAGUGGUCAAGGAGUCACUUGAGAGGGCCCACCAGCAUCCUGAAUGGGCUGCCAAUGAAGAGGUCGUCGAAGAGAAGAAAGAGGUCGAGGAAGAGCUUCAGCAGAAGAUCAGCGUAAACAAUUCUGUCGGUGCACCAGCGCCUGCUUUGAGCGCUGCUUUUGCGGAGACUGCUCCCCGCGCUACGGGCACCAAGCCCACUUCGAGCCAGCUCUCCAAGGAGAAUGAGCCUACCGACGGACCAGUGGUGACUACAGGUGUUGCUUCAGCUAAGGCUCCUAAGGAGUCAGGACCCGGGCCUGUCCCAGAUAAUGUUGUCUCUGUUCCUGUUUCCACCGCCGGCGCUGUCGCCGCCUCGGAUCAGCUCUCGCCCAAGAUCUAUGAGGCAAGUGAGCCAGUGGUGACCACGGGCGUUGGUUCCGCGAAGGCCCCACGGGAGUCGGGGCCCGGUCCUGUCCAGGAUACCUCCGCCAAUGCCCCUACUGCCGGUGUGACUGGUUCCAGCGCUACCAAGACUGCAGAUUCGGCCGUCGAUGUCGGUUCGACCUCAGCUGUUGGUGAUGGCUCCGCCUCGGGUCCUACUGCAGGCGUCACCGGCUCCAGCGCGACUAAGACCGCGGACGACUUCGAGACCAAGAAGCCAGAGUCUAAGCAGCUCGCCGAACCCAGGAAGCCUACCUCGGAGGCCGUUGCCGCCCCGACAGCUGGUGCCACCGGCGCCAGCGCGACCAAGACAUCUGAUUCCACUCCAGCCACGGCCAAUACCAAGGCUGCACAGAAGCUUGAUGAUCCUACCAGCACCAGCAAGGAUGCAUCUACGCCUGCACAGAAGACGGAUGCGCCUACUAGCACUAAUAACACAACCUCCGCCAACAAGCCCACUAAUAAUAACGCUGCGGCUAGCGCGGCCAGCUCCAAGGACGAGUCGAAGAAAAAGAAGAAGGGAUUCUUCUCCCGCCUUAAGGAGAAGUUGAAGCAUUGACUGCAUUAAUUCAAGACCAAUUUGGGCAAUGAUGCGCGGGUUCCUUCUCACUAAUGGUGUAUAAUGGGUGGAGGACUUUUUCUGCUGUUGCGUUUGCGUUUGUGACUUUCGUCUGGAUACCUUUUGUGUUGUGAAUGCUUCUCGGUUUGUCUGUGGCCUUAGAUACCUUAGGUAUGCUUCUGGUAACGUUAUUAUGAAUGGAGUAUAUGAUAUUCUUUAUUAGUUCUAGUUGCGCCUGUCGAACUCAGAUAGUCAACAAUCCGUUGAAAC
Aspergillus saccharolyticus JOP 1030-1 is the source of this 2268-nucleotide messenger RNA. Its product is annotated as carbohydrate-binding module family 48 protein. The record is from RefSeq and is a predicted model, not a curated record. NCBI's taxonomy places the organism in Eukaryota, Fungi, Ascomycota, Eurotiomycetes, Eurotiales, Aspergillaceae. Gene Ontology annotation, biological process: signal transduction. Gene Ontology annotation, molecular function: protein kinase binding. Gene Ontology annotation, cellular component: nucleotide-activated protein kinase complex; nucleus; cytoplasm. Bases 130 to 1998 code for a protein of 622 amino acids. The transcript has 3 exons.